UUUUGAAGAGGCUGAAGGAGAUGUGACAUUAACUGCUUUGGAGGGUGAAGAUGAACAAGCAGAGCUUGAUCAUACUAAGGGACAGGAAGAUAUGGAUGUGAGCUAUUUUGAAGAAUGGGAUAGAACUAACAUAGAGGUACAGCAUGGUCCAGAGAGAAGGGAUGAUUGGGCACAGAGAUUAUUAAAACAGCUGAAAGAAGAAUUUGAUAAAAUGAAUGUUGCAGGAAAACAGAGCCAGAUUUUUGCAGACCAUGGUCAACAGAGUCGAUCAGUUGUUGAGGUAGAUAAAUUGUUGGAAUUAUUUAAAAACAAUUGCCAAAUGCAUCUAUGUACUGGACAAAGUAGAGUUGAAAAUUGGAAAGCUGAUGGGGGUGUUUUAAUAAUCACACGGAGAUGCUGUCAUGGUCAUGGUUGGGGUCUGGUCGUCAUCAAAGGUUUUAUGCGUAAAGAAGGAACAGAAUGUGCACACCACUACCAUAAUGAUAGCUGCAGCAAUUAUUAUAACAG
Molecule: messenger RNA, 507 nt
Organism: Paramuricea clavata
Lineage: Eukaryota; Metazoa; Cnidaria; Anthozoa; Malacalcyonacea; Plexauridae
Source: the annotation of a GenBank genome assembly